AUGGAACCAUUUCACCAGAGAUUUUCUUUGCAAGAUAAGACUAUACAAUAUCCAUUCUCUGAACACGAAAGAAUACCAAUUUGGCUUGCUGCUAGUUUUGCCGGACGUCCUCGACCAGAUUUUAUUGAUAGGUGCAAUCCGUUACCUGGGUCAGUCGAUGCUAGUCCUUUCGGACUUAGCAAUUCGAGUAUCUGUCAACAAACAAAUAAUCAUAUUAUGAGGGAUGGCUUCAAAAGUUUUGUAUCUGGUCAUUCAUCACUUUCAUUUUCUGGAUUGGGAUUUUUAUCUUUAUAUCUAGCUGGUAAAUUACACAUAUUUGAUAAUAAAGGACAUGUAUAUAAAAGUUUCGUUGUACUUUUUCCACUAGCUGUUGCAACAUACAUUGCAAUUACACGAAUACAAGAUUAUCGUCAUCAUUGGCAAGAUGUUGUGAGUGGUGGGUUAAUUGGGUUUAUCCUUUCGUUAUUUGCCUAUCAUCAGUAUUAUCCUCAUUUAAAUUCAUAUAUGUCACACAGACCUUUAUCAAUCCGAAUAAACCCACCUACUUCAGACCAUAAAGCAACGUUUACUUUUAAUGACGGAUCAACUUUCGAGAUCAAUGUUGUUCGAAAAGAUAAUACUUCUCCUUUAAAUGGCGUAAAGACAAUCGAACUUAUUAAAAAUGAUAUAAGUGAUACCCAAAAUCAUAAUGAGGAUAAUUCUCAAAUAGUCUAA
Molecule: messenger RNA, 714 nt
Organism: Scutellospora calospora
Lineage: Eukaryota; Fungi; Glomeromycota; Glomeromycetes; Diversisporales; Gigasporaceae
Source: the annotation of a GenBank genome assembly